Messenger RNA from Echinops telfairi (small Madagascar hedgehog), 786 nucleotides. RefSeq names its product ATP synthase membrane subunit c locus 2 (gene ATP5MC2). Gene Ontology annotation, biological process: proton transmembrane transport; proton motive force-driven ATP synthesis. The coding region runs from base 201 to 626 and encodes 141 amino acids. NCBI's taxonomy places the organism in Eukaryota, Metazoa, Chordata, Mammalia, Afrosoricida, Tenrecidae. The record is from RefSeq and is a predicted model, not a curated record. Gene Ontology annotation, molecular function: proton transmembrane transporter activity. The transcript is spliced from 5 exons.
GGACAUGCACAAGUGGUGGCCUGAGAAGCACGGGCUUCCGUUAGCUGACGGGCCGGCGUAAGAGGACUGUCCACUGGCCAGCUGGACAGCCUUCAGGAGGAAAAGAUUUAAGCAAGGGCACGAUUAAGUUGGGAAGAGGCUGAUGAUGAUUGAGCAGCGCAGAUUCUUGCUCGCCUGCUACUGCCCCUCAUCCCCUAAAAAUGUACGCCUGCGCCAAAUUCGUCUCCACCCCUUCCUUGGUCAGGAGCACCUCCCAGCUGCUGAGCCGACCACUGUCAGUGUUGGUGCAGAAACGGCCGGAGACACUGUCGGACGAGCGCUUCAGCAGCUUGACAGCCCCACGUUCCCAGACCUCACUCGUCCCUAGUCGCAGCUUCCAAACCAGCACCGUCUCAAGGGACAUUGACACAGCUGCCAAGUUCAUUGGGGCCGGGGCUGCCACAGUUGGAGUGGCAGGCUCUGGAGCUGGCAUUGGGACGGUGUUUGGGAGCCUCAUCAUUGGUUAUGCCAGGAACCCGUCUCUGAAGCAGCAGCUCUUCUCCUACGCCAUCCUGGGCUUUGCCCUCUCGGAGGCCAUGGGGCUUUUCUGCCUGAUGGUGGCCUUCCUCAUCCUCUUCGCCAUGUGAAGGAGCCUGCUUCACCUCCCCUAGUUCUCUGCCCCACGUCUCGUCUGCCCUAUAUGUUGCUUUCCCUGCACCUCCCCAGGCAGCCCGGGGAAAGAAAUUGGCUCAGGGUUUGACAGAGGGAAGACAAAUGAAUACUGUAUUAAUAAAGAUGUUUCUUGAG